GGAGGGGCGAGCAGUGAUACAGCUUUCCCACGACGCAGCCCAGCGCCCCGAAGGCCCUGCAGGGCCGCAUGGCCGCCGGAGCCCGGGCGAGGGCGCAGAGCCUACGGUGCGGCCUGGCUCUUGUCCCCGGCUGUUUCUGCUACCUUCCCCCGCCUCUUUGGCGGUAUAAACGGAGCGGGCGCCCCCGGCCGGGCUCGCCAGACCUGCUGCCUCCCUGCCUCCCUGCAGCCGCGGGCCGACCGCCUCUCCCCGCCUCCCUGAGGCGCGGCGCGGCCUGGCCUGCUGUGACGGCGGCACCGAGGCCGCCCGGCUCCAUGGCUUUCAUCCGUAAGCGGCGGCUGGAGCGGGAGCUGUACUCUAAGGAGAGGUUUUCACUGCUGCUUCUUAACCUGGAAGAAUAUUACUUCGAGCAGCACACAGCUAAUCAUAUUAUAAAUAAUGGUUGCAGAGAUGAAAGAAAAUUCAGAGGGUCUCUUAAAAUCUGUUCAAAGUCAAUAAUUUUUGAACCUGAUGACAAUAUACAACCCAUUAUCAAGAUACCACUGAGAGACUGCAUUAGUAUAAAAGCCCCAGAAGAUCAUGAAACAAAUAAUCCUUUCACACGGGAUACAUCUGGGAGGAUUUCUGUUGUAUGUAAUCAGGUUUUUCUCAUUAAAGAAAGAAACAUUAUUGCACCCUAUAAAACAGUAAGAGGUACAACAGAAUACGUAUUCCAAUUGGAUGUUCCUGGGAAACUAGGAGAUGUUGUGCAAACUCUACAUCAGCUUUACAGGGCGUCUUGUCUAGAUAAAAUGGGAGAUCAAGCUGCCAUGAUAACUGCUAUAUUGCAGUCACGCUUGGCGAGAACUUCAUUUGAUAAAAACAGAUUUCAAAGCAUUUCUGAAACGCUGCAUAUGGAAUGUAAAGCAGAAAUGGUGACACCACUGGUGACUAAUCCAGGGCAUGUGUGUGUUACUGAUGCUAACUUGUACUUCCAACCUCUUAAUGGAUACCCUAAACCAGUAGUACAAAUAACGCUGCAAAACGUGCGCCGCAUCUAUAAAAGAAGACAUGGGUUAAUGCCACUGGGACUUGAAGUAUUUUGCACAGAAAAUGAUCUAUGUUCUGACAUCUACUUGAAAUUCUACAACUAUCAAGACAGAGAUGAGCUCUAUUUCCUUAUUGCAACAUAUAUAGAAAACCAUAUAACAGAACACACAGCUGAAAGUUAUAUGUUGCAAUGGCAGCGAGGACAUAUAACAAAUUACCAGUAUCUUCUUCAUCUCAACAAUCUGGCUGAUAGAAGCUGCAAUGAUCUCUCCCAGUAUCCUGUAUUUCCCUGGAUCAUAGCAGACUACUCUAGUUCAGUAUUGGAUCUGACAAAGCCUGAAACAUUCCGUGACCUUAGUAAGCCAAUUGGUGCCCUGAAUAAGGAAAGGCUGGAUAGACUAUUGACACGUUAUGAGGAAAUGACAGAGCCUAAGUUCAUGUAUGGGAGCCAUUAUUCAUCUCCGGGUUAUGUUUUGUUUUAUCUUGUUAGAGUUGCUCCAGAAUACAUGCUCUGUUUGCAGAAUGGAAAGUUUGAUCAUGCUGACAGAAUGUUCAACAGUCUUGCAGAAACCUGGAAAAACUGUUUGGAUGGUGCAACAGAUUUCAAAGAGUUGAUUCCAGAAUUUUAUGAAAAUGAUUCUAGUUUUCUAGUGAACAGUUUGAAGUUGGACUUGGGAAAAAGGCAGGGUGGAAAGAUGGUUGAAGAUGUAGAACUUCCUCCUUGGGCAUCAGGUCCUGAUGACUUUCUUCAGAAGAGCCAAGAGGCUUUAGAAAGUCAGUAUGUAUCAGAACAUCUUCAUGAAUGGAUUGACUUAAUCUUUGGCUACAAACAGAAAGGAAGUGAAGCAGUUGCAGCUCACAAUGUGUUUCACCCAUUAACUUAUGAAGGAGGAGUAGAUUUAAACAGUAUUAUGGACCCCAAUGAAAAAGUAGCUCUGCUGACACAGAUCUUGGAGUUUGGACAGACGCCAAAACAGUUGUUUACAAUUCCUCAUCCCCGAAGGAUAAUACCCAAGUUGAAAAGCUUGUCUCGGACAUCGAGUCACAGUGUUUCCAUAACUGAGUCUCCAGUCUCUCCCAAUGAAGAAUCAUUUGAAGAUUUAACAGAAGAAAGUAUAACACUUGCUUGGAACAAUAUUGCCAAACUAAAAUUAGAGGAGAAAUAUAAAAUUCACAAAGAGGCAAUUACUGGAAUAGCAGUCACUUGCAAGGGAACUUCUGUUUUCACUACAUCUCAGGAUUCAACUUUGAAGAUGUUUUCCAGAGACUCAAAAACAAUCCAGAGAAGUGUAUCCUUUUCAAGCAUGGCUUUGUCAUCUUGUCUAAUCUUACCAGGAGAUACCACUGUCAUAAGUUCUUCAUGGGACAAUCAUAUAUAUUUUUAUUCAAUAGCUUUUGGAAGACAGCAAGACAUUCUCAUGGGACAUGAUGAUGCAGUCAGUAAGAUCUGUUGGCGUGAUGGCCGUCUGUACUCGGCAUCUUGGGAUUCCACUGUGAAGGUGUGGCACUGUGUUCCUGGAGAGACCUUGAGCAAUAAAAAACACCACUUUGAACUGCUUGCAGAGUUAGAACAUGAUGUUAGUGUGAAUACAGUUGACCUUAGUGCUGGAAGUACCAUACUAGCAUCUGGAACCAAAGAGGGUACCAUUAGUGUUUGGGAUGUUACUACAGCAACAGUGUUGCACCAGUUGCCCUGUCAUUCUGGGACUGUAUUUGAUGCUGCUUUUAGUCCUGACAGCAGACAUCUACUCAGUGCAGGAGAGGACUGUUGCUUCAAAGUGAUAGACAUACAAACUGGAAUGCUCAUAUCUUCUGUAACUGCUGAUGAGCCACAAAGGUGCUUCAAAUGGGAUGGAAAUACCAUCUUAUCAGGAAGCCAGUCAGGUGAAUUACUGAUCUGGGACCUUCUUGGAGGGAAAGUUAUUGAAAGAAUCAAAGGACAUACAGGUGCUGUAACAUCCAUGUGGAUGAAUGAACAGUGCAACAGUGUUAUUACAGGAGGAGAAGAUAAACAACUCAUGUUCUGGAAACAGCAAUACUGAGUGCCUUUCCCUCCAGACAUUUAAAUGAACUCUUAUUUUAAACCAAACUUUUUAAAGAAACUUAACUUUGUGCAAUGAUGGCUGAAGUUCAACCAGAUAGGAAGCUUUGUUCAGCUACGACUUUCUAUGCAUGGUGACUUCAUAGAGAGCUCUUAAUUUCCAUAGUGUAUGCAAUUGUUUUUCAUGGACUAUGAUACUGAAACUGCUUGUCUAAAAUGAUAUCUAAGAUAAAAUUAAAGACUUAUUUUUCUGUAAUUAAAGACCUCUUAA
Molecule: messenger RNA, 3341 nt
Organism: Calypte anna (Anna's hummingbird)
Lineage: Eukaryota; Metazoa; Chordata; Aves; Apodiformes; Trochilidae
Gene: NSMAF
Product: neutral sphingomyelinase activation associated factor
Exons: 31
Coding region: 69-3071 (1000 amino acids)
Molecular function (GO): protein binding
Source: RefSeq, a predicted model, not a curated record